GCGCGCGCGGGGGGGGGGCGGCCAUGGCGGCGGCGGCGCCGCUGCCCCCGGUGGCGACGGCGCCCCCUGGCGGUGCCGCGGGGCGGGCGGCGGCGGCGGGGCCGGAGGGGCCGGCCUCGGCGGGGGCCCGGGCCGAGGGCGCCGAGGGGCUGUUCGUGGUGCUGGGAGCUGGGCUCGCCGCCGCCAGCCACCCGCUACUCUACGUCAAGCUGCUCAUCCAGGUCGGGCAUGAGCCACUACCUCCAACUGUUGGAAGAAAUGUGCUGGGAAGGAAAGUCCUGUACCUGCCCGGCUUCUUCACCUAUGCCAGACACAUUGUGGAAGUGGAUGGGAAAAGAGGCCUCUUCCGCGGUCUUACUCCUCGCCUCAUCUCAAGCACUUUAUCAACCAUCACCAGGGGGAGCGUGAAGAAGGCCUUUCCACUGGAAGACAUGGAGCAUGUUUCUAACAAGGAUGAUGUGAAGACCUCCCUUAGGAAAGUGGUGAAAGAGACAUCUCACGAGAUGAUGAUGCAGUGUGUGUCCCGGGUUGUCUCACAUCCGCUGCACGUGAUCUCUAUGCGCUGCAUGGUCCAGUUUGUAGGCCGGGAAGUCAAAUACAGCGGUGUGUUCAGCGCCAUUGGCAGGAUAUUUAAAGAAGAAGGGAUCCUGGGAUUCUUUGUCGGUUUAAUCCCUCACAUCCUGGGGGAUGUCAUCUUCCUCUGGUGCUGCAACCUCUUGGCUCACUUCAUCAACACCUACGCGGUGGACGAUAACUUCAGCCAGGCAUCGGUGAUCCGGAGCUACACAAAAUUCGUGAUGGGGAUCGCUGUGAGCAUGCUGACGUACCCUUUCCUUCUCGUGGGAGAUCUCAUGGCAGUGAACAACUGUGGGUUGCGCGCCGGCCUCCCUCCCUACGCUCCCGCGUUUACAUCCUGGAUCCAUUGCUGGAGGUAUCUCAGUGCUCAGGGGCAGCUGUUCCGUGGCUCCAGCCUGCUCUUCCGCAGGGCGCCCAUGCCAGCCGCCUGCUUCCCCAUCGACUGACUCAGCAGGGAGAGGUGAUGAACUUGAACUCCUCAAGAAACCCUAAGCUUGUUUCGAUAUAUCUAUAUGUUUUCUUUUUGAUCCAAAGUCUGCGGUGCCAGAAGAAGACACCUCCUCUCCAGCAAGGCCAGCAGCAAGUUGGCUUCUGGAGAUCUGGCUUCAGGCUCCAGCUGGACCAAAGCCCCAUGCUUAUGGCUGUGUUGACCAGGACACGUAGCAGAGAGAGCAGAAGCGAGUUGUCUUGUCUCUUUGGUCCAGAGUGUAGCUCUGGAGUCACUGGGGAAGUCUGAGAAACCAGAAAAUGCCCAGGUACUAAAUGAGCCAGCCCCAAGAUGCAGGGACAAAAGAUUGCUUCGUUCUGCCUGAGCUGAGAAGUGGCAAGAGAUCCAAGGUCGCCUUGCUGGGAAGGCUACGCCAGCUGACCAGCCUCCUGUCCCAUCUCUUCUGGAGAGAGCAAACGUUUGUGUGGCAGGUAGCUCAUCCUGGGCGAGAUCACCACUGUGACCCAUAUUUACGGUUCUGAGGGUAUCUGAACGCUAGGGAGCACACCACCUCCCGUGGGCCUGAAAGGGAAAUUAUAGUAUCAAAACAGAAAAGGGAAACGGAGUCCCACUACAAAGAGCAGCGCAGUCCCAAAGAGGCAGGUACGGCUCGGCUCCAGGGCAGCGCUGGGACUUGGACAUGGAGAGAGCGCGUGGGGAGGGAUGCGCGCUGCAGUCGGUAACUGCUUUGGGAAGGCUUUUUGCAGCGGGACGGGCUGUAUAUGGGAUAACCUGGGCAGGCAGCCUGUACGCAUUUCUCAGGGGAGAUGAGCCCUGGGUUGGACCAGCCCGUGCUUGGGUGCAGCGUGUCUUUGUACCGCGCGGCCGUAUCGCAUGCGUGUCUCCCAGCCGGCAGGACCACGAGCCCCGCCGGGCUCCCGCCAAACCCGAGCAUCGCUGCGUCGCUAACGGACACGGAGCCGCGCGCUGCUGUGCGGGGCUGCUGUGUCCUGCCGGUAGCUACACGCCGAAGGGUUUGCCUUGCAGGACGGGCACUUGGUCUGUUGCUGUCUGGACUAAAGGAAUAAACCUUGAGCUGGCCACAGGCUUGUGAGGCAUCGGGGGCUCCUCACGCACACGGGAGCAUGGCUGGCCCUUGCGUAGCAGAGCUCAGCAGUGGCAGCAGGGCAGGAUUUAUCCUCAGCUCCCUAGACAAGUUUUUUUUGCACCAGUCUGUGCUGUCAUGGCAGCCAGGCAGAUUUCCCCCGUUUUCGUUCCCCCACGAAGCAGUCUUUUGCACGGACGUAUUGCUGCACUCCCUGGGAAGAGGUUUUGGGGUCCUUGAGCAGGUUCCCAUGUGCUGCUGCAGCAGCAGCUGGGGUCGCAUCCCGUCCUGGUCCUCUGGGGACCCCAACCUGCCAUCACACAGGGGUUUUCCUCCAUUGGAUGGGUUUGAUCCACACCUCCCAGCCAGGGCCUGUGGGACAGCGCUGGUACACGCUGGGACCAGUCUUUCCCACUCAGUUCCCUUUGGCGUCGUGAACUUGGUCCUGUCUCUGUCCUCCCUUCCUCCCGUACAGUUAUGUUACUGUAACAGAAGUUAAAUAACGCAUGGCCCUGUUCCCUAACACCAGAGAUUAUUUCAAAGAGGAUUUAACUGUGCUCCAAAAAUACAACUGUAAAACUAA
Phalacrocorax carbo (great cormorant) is the source of this 2691-nucleotide messenger RNA. The record is from RefSeq and is a predicted model, not a curated record. Lineage: Eukaryota; Metazoa; Chordata; Aves; Suliformes; Phalacrocoracidae.